UUCUGGGACAUGUAGUCCUGUGGGCGGUGCCCUAGAGCUGGGGACUUGGGUUUUGAAAGUCAUCCCGCGGCAUUCCACUCCGGGUGGCCGCAGGCUGCGGUGCCUGGAGGCGAGUGCGGACGGACGGAUAACCAAGCGCGAGGACGAGAGGCAAGAACACGGGAGAGGACUGAGAGGGCAGGGUGUCUGCAUGCUGGGUCUUUGGACAACUCACAACAGCCUGUUUUUUCCUACUAUGUGGGUCCCAGCGAUGGAACUCGAGUUAUAAGGCUUGGCAGCAAUCGCCUUUACCAGCUGAACCAGCUAGCUGGUCCCAGAUUAAGUUUGUUCCCUGUGCCUACAAAUAGGAUCAUCACAAAUGCCGAUAACUCCAGCUCCAGGGCAUCCGACAUCACCAUAUUUCAUUCUCUCACCAUGAAGAGGAGUGUCUCAGAGGUGAAGACUAAAGCCCCAGUUAAUGAAGCCUCACCUUCACCAAGUCCUGAUCAGACAGCAAACCAGCUCUCUGAAAAGAAGCGAAGAAUUCCGAUCACGUCGUUGCCAACCUGGUACAAGCUGUUUUCCUUUGCUGCUCACCCACUGAGGGACCUGCUCUGUUCUGCUCUGCUCUGCUCUGCUCUCCUCUGCCUCCUCCUCGCCACUGGAGCUCCAACUGUUGUCUACUCUUUCAAGCACGUGGAAAGGUCUCCUGGGCACGAUGUUCUCCUAGCACUGUGCCACACUGGGAUGUCCCCAAGGCCAUGUCCAGGCCCCUCUUCCCUGUGUGUUCUAGAAGGACAUAUAUUGCUGCGGCCAUGUGAGGUGUUUGAUAGAAUGGCAUAGCUGUCCUUCCAUGUUAGUUCGUGUAUGAGCAUUCGAGGCUGGCCAAACCAGGGACCUUUGUUGCUAUUCUUCCUUAGGAAGCUGGGGAGGGUUCACCCCAGUUCAGUCCAUGAUCUGAACCAACUUGUGGGGUGUAGGAAAUGAAGGCUCUUUUCUUUAGUCCUUCUAAAAGAAAAUUGGGGGCCAGCGAGAUGACUCAGUGAGUAAGGUGUUUUCCAAUCCCACUCUAUCAGUGAGCCAUCUCUCCAGCCUCUGAUUAUUGGGCAUUUUAAAAAGCUUACGUCAUAGUUUUCUAAUGUCCCAUUAGCCAAAUCUGGGUUCGGAAUGGGAGGAAAAUGCAUAGCACACACCCCUACUUUCAUUUCUAUUGCUGUGAUAAAAUGCCGUGACAAGAAGCAACUGGAGGGAAGGUUUAUUUGGCUUAUAGUUCCAGGUCACAGACCAUUCGUAUGAGGAAGUCAAGGCAGGGACUUGAAACAUCCCAUCCCCCGUCAAGGCAGAGAAAGGAAUGUACCUACAUUGCCUGCUUGCUUAGCACUUAGCUAGAUUUCUCUCUACUCUUUUACUGUCCCAAGCCAAGACUAUGAAAUGCUGCACACCCAUGCAGAGUGCAUCUUUCCAUCCUAAUGAGCUCAAUUAUGAUACCUGCCCCCUCCCCACCCCUCACAGACCAACCUGAUCUAGACAGAUCCUCAUUGAGACUCUCUUCCUGAGUGAUUCUAGGCCUUGUCAAGUUAAUAACUAAAACAAAUGGGCACACUGAAGGCUGCAGAGAUGAUCAGCAGUUAAGACUGUUUGCUUCUCUUGCUGAGGACCUGAAUUUGAUUCCCUGCACCUAUAUUAGGCAACUCACAUUGGCCAAUGACUCCAGUUCCAUGGGAUCUGAGAUCCUCUUCUGACCUUCACAAGCACCUGCACACAUGUGACAUAAACCACACAGACACACCCAUAUACAUUAACACAUACACAUACACACACAAACACACACACAUACACACACACAAAACCAUACAUACACACAAAUGGUAUGGACCUAGUGCAAAGUGAGGAGGUACCAGGGCUAUCUCCGAAGUCUGCAACGGUGUAGAAUUCUGAAUACAGCCCAAACUCCCACCUCUUUGCAUCUACUCUCCUGGGCCAAGGGAAAGACAAGGCCUCGUAUGAGCGGUAGUGGGACUUUGGUGUUAUAGGAACCAGUGAUCUUCAAAGAUGUAGCUGUGUACUUCAGCCAGAAAGAGUGGCAGCUACUGGAGCCUGCUCAGAAGGACCUGUACAAGGAUGUGAUGCUGGAGAACUACGAGAACCUGAUCUCUGUGGAAUAUUAUAUUUUCAAGCCAAAGUUGAUCACCAGGUUGGAGCAAGGAGUUGACCUUUUUGCCAAAGAGAACGAUGUUCCUGGAGACCCCCAGCAAGGUGAGGCAGGAGUCAGCAGAAGUGACACCUCUGCAGGGAAGAAGACAGGGGAUAAUUCCACAAAGGCAGAAAUCCGGAAGCCAGACAAUUCUAAGACAACAUCACUGGAGAAGCAGAAGGCGGCAGAUCAAGGCCGUGGUUCCCAGAGUUUGAGAGCAGAAAAGACCUCAAAAAGUGAUGACAGGCCAUCUCAAAAUAAGGAGAAAUGUGCCUCAACUUCGACUACAGAAGCAAGCAAAACCAGCAUACCGGGCAAUAAGGAGAAUGAAUCUGCAAUUCCAGGCACAUCUUCGGGUCAAACAUCAGCAGCAACUACAACACCACAGAGCGCUCCUUCGGAAAAGCCGACCUCGGGGAAAGAUGUUGAGGGAAAACCACAGACCAUGAGGAGCAGUUCCACAAAUCCAAAGCGCAAGCCUGCCCGACAAGGUAAAAACCACUUUAAAUGCAAGGAAUGCGGGAAAACCUUCAACCAGACCCUCCACCUCGUGGAACAUGAGCGAAUUCACACAGGAGAGAAACCCCACAAGUGUGACACGUGCGGCAAAUCUUUCCGGCACCUCUCAUACUUCCUCACACACUACCGAAUUCACACGGGAGUGAGACCCUACAAGUGUAAGGAGUGUGGCAAAGCCUUCAACAGCAGCUCCACUCUCAACAAUCACUGCAGGAUCCACUCAGGGGAGAAACCCUUUAAAUGUGACGAGUGCGGGAAAACCUUCAAGCAGAGCACAAAGCUCACCCGUCACCAGCGGAUUCAUACCGGGGAGAAGCCCUACAAGUGUGGAGAGUGUAACAAGUGCUUCGGCCGCAGCUCAUCCCUGAGGGAGCACAAGAGGAUCCAUACCGGAGAGAAGCCGUACUGCUGUCAGGUGUGUGGGAAGACCUUCAGGGUCAACUCACAUCUUUCGGAGCAUCAGCGGCUCCAUUUAAAGGUGAAGCCGUACAAGUGUGACAAGUGCGGAAAACACUUCCGAAACAGCUCGUACUUGACGGAGCACAAGCAGAUCCAUGUGCCUGGGGCCCGAGUGGACUGCCCGGAGUGUGGGAAAGUCUUCGCUUGCAAAGUAGCCCUUCUCAAGCACCAGAAGAGACACGAGGCAAACUCCAGGUACCGGUGCAAGGGGUGUGGAAAGACUUUCAGAUGUAAGUCAAGCAUCCAAAGGCAUGAGAGGCUGCACGCUGGGGAGAAACCUUUCGUGUGCCACAAGUGUGACAAAGGUUUCACUGACAAAACUACAUUGAAUAAUCACUUGAAAAUCCACUCUGGAGAUAGGCCAGAUCCAUGCGCCCAGUGCGGGAGAACCUUUAAAAAACUGGCUACCCUGCUGAUUCACCAGAAAAAGCAUAUUAAAAAGAAGCCCACAGAUGUAUAAAAGACCUUUAAAAGCCAGAACUCACAUUUGGGUCUUUGGGACAAAGUCAAAACAAGAGAAACGAGACACACAUGAACAGUUCCUUCAUUUCUUAGUAGCUGUUUUUCAGUAAGCCAGCAGUUUUCUAGAAAUGACUGUUUUUGUAACCCUUCCCCUACUUGGAGCAUUUGUGCAAUAUAAACAAACAUUUUUGUUGUUGUUGUUACUAUUCCAACAGACAGGUACUACUAUCAACUGCAUCUGUGGAUAGAGGCAAAGGAUGAUGUCAAACAUCCUACAGUGUACUAAACAGACUCCCUUGCCUUCCAAUAACUAAGGAAGAUCUGGUUGGCAUGCAAAUUUGAGGAAUUCAGGUGGACUUUUCUCUGCCAGCCACUACAGUAACCACUAAUGAGACAUGGCCGUUUAAAUAUCAACGUUAAAUAGCAACGUGUGGUAAACACUUAAAUGUAGACACUUGGAUGAAUCAUUGACAUUCCCAGUCUUCAUUGGCUAGUGAGCCUCACUACAGCUAACAUUUUCAACACCAUGGAAGAUUCUGUUUAGAACUGAUGUGAAUGACCAAUAAUCCCUUCAUGGGGUGACUCCAAGGAAAAUAGGACACAGCUUUGUGAAACUGAAUCUAUCUGUGCUUUUUUAAAAAAAUUUUUUUAACAGCAUAAUGUAGCAUUUUGUAAGGUUUGUGAAUGUGCUGGAGCCUGUGAUGUUUGGAGCACUUUCAGAACUCCGACUGGCCAGUGCCCACCCGCAGGACUCCUACCCCUACGUUCGGUGGGUUAAAAUAAUGUCUUUGAUAACUGUGAGCAUUUGUUGAUCGCUAUCUACCUAUCAAGCAUGGUGCUGAACUCUUUAUGUGAAUUAUCAGAGCUAAUUUUUACCAUAUUCCUAUGAGAUAAGAACUGUUAUGUACCUAAUUUUCUGUUGAGAAAAUCAAGGCUUUUCUUUUAGUAUGUUCUCCUCCUCCUCCUUCUUUUCCUUCUUCUCCUUUCUCUUCUUCUUUGAUUAUUCCUAUUCUUAUUCUUCCCAAAGGACUCCUACCUUUAUUGUGCUUUGGGCAGAAUGAUCAGUAGGUAACUAACAGUAUCACUGAUGCAUUUGAGUGUUUAUUGGUGUCUUUCUACCUAUCAAAUAUGGUGCCAAAAUCAUUACAUGAACUAUAUCAGUUAAUGAAUUCUACCAAUCAUAUGAAAUAAGUAUUAUGUACCUAAUUUUCAUUUUAUUUCCUUUUAUUUCCCUUUACUUUUUGAGGCAGAGUCUCACUGUGUAGCCCAGACUAGCCUCAAACUUGUGACAUUCUCCUGCCCCGGCUUUUUCAGAGCUGGGAUGACAGGUGUGAGCCACCAUGCCCAGCUGAGCUGCUUUGUAACGAUGGGUUAUUUACAAGUUUGCACUUAAAGACUACAUUGCUAUUUUUUAUGUUGCACUCUUUCAAAUAGAUAAGAUUUAUUAUAUGUUAGCAUAAAAUAUGUUUUUAAAUGUGUGUGUGUGUGUGGGGUGUGUGUGUGUUUGUAUUUUUGUUUAAACAGCUCCUGACAACAGAAAGCAGGAGCUGGGACAGAGGUCAGUAAAUCAUGGAGUGUACAGAAUUAGGUGGAUCUAGCCACAGCUACUUGGAAGGUUUUGGUACGUACCACAGACUCAUUUAUGAAUUUAUUGCCCAAUGGUUGUUUGGAGGCAUGCAAAGUCAUCAUUGAGUUAUUGGAACAGAGGCCACACAUCUCAUGAAGCUGAAAAUAUUUUUCCUGUGAUUCUUGAUGGAAAACAUUGGUUGGCCAACUCUGAAUGCCAAAUGAGCUGGAAUGGAUUGAGAAUCCCACCUCCAUGGUGCCUAGGGCAGAUGCUUAAUGGGUCACUAAUGACAUCACUGAUAACUGUGAGCAUCUCCUUAUCAAGUGUGGUGCUGAACUCUGUAUAUGAAUUAGCAGAGCGAAUUCUCAUUGGAGUCCUAUGAGAUGAGAUCUGUUAUGUACUGAGUUUUCUGUUCAGAAAACCAAGGCUUUUCUUUAAGAGUAGCUUUCUCCCUUCUCUUCUCCUAUCCAUUAUUAUAUGUUUUAUUAUUCUUUUUAACUUACAGGACUCCUACCUCCAUUGUGCCUCGGGCAGAAUGAUCAGUAGGUAACUAACAGUAUCACUGAUUCAUUUGAGUGUUUAUUGAUGUCUUUCUACCUAUCAAAUAUGGUGCUGGAAUCUUUACAUGAGCUAUAUCAGUUAAUCAAUCCUACAAGUUCAUAUGAAAUAGGAAGUAUUAAGUACCUAAUUUUUUUUUUGAGGCAGAGUCUCACUGUAUAGCCCAGACUAGCCUCAAACGUGUGACAUUCUUCCUGCCCCAACUUUUCCAAAGUUGGGAUGACAGGUGUGAGCCACCAUGCCCAGCUGAGCUGCUUUGUAAGGAUGGGUUAUUUACAAGUUUGCACUAAAAGCAAGGACUGCAUUGCUGUUUUUAUAUUGCACUCUUUCAAAUAGAUAAGAUUUUAUUAUA
This is a messenger RNA of Mus musculus (house mouse), 6090 nucleotides long. RefSeq names its product zinc finger, imprinted 1 (gene Zim1). The transcript is spliced from 8 exons. Gene Ontology annotation, cellular component: nucleus. Bases 2106 to 3611 code for a protein of 501 amino acids. Gene Ontology annotation, biological process: regulation of DNA-templated transcription. NCBI's taxonomy places the organism in Eukaryota, Metazoa, Chordata, Mammalia, Rodentia, Muridae. The record is from RefSeq and is a predicted model, not a curated record.